Salvia splendens (bonfire salvia) is the source of this 2300-nucleotide messenger RNA. RefSeq names its product transcription factor DICHOTOMA. The transcript is spliced from 2 exons. The coding region runs from base 1183 to 2073 and encodes 296 amino acids. The record is from RefSeq and is a predicted model, not a curated record. Gene Ontology annotation, biological process: regulation of secondary shoot formation. Gene Ontology annotation, molecular function: DNA-binding transcription factor activity; sequence-specific DNA binding. Gene Ontology annotation, cellular component: nucleus. NCBI's taxonomy places the organism in Eukaryota, Viridiplantae, Streptophyta, Magnoliopsida, Lamiales, Lamiaceae.
ACAGAAGAACUAAACACAUCCACAAUUCAGAUAGAUAGAUAGAGAGAGGAUGAGAGAGAGUGUCCUUUUCUACUUACUCAAUUGCCAUGGCUUUCCUCUCCAACUGCACUUGAAGCAGUUUCACUUGCACACUAAUAUUUAUGAGUAAAAGAUAAAACUCCUCCACUUGACGAGCAGUAGUUGAUUUUUUUUUACCCAACGAGAACAAACAAACAAGACACAAACCCUUGUAGCUCAACAUUAGGGCUUCCAAUUUCCUCUUUCAAUAAAUAGGGUUUCUAAUUCCACCACAGCUACAGAUUACUACUAUUGAAAUUCCCACUGAUCAAUGAGAAGAAAUUGAAAGGCACCUUUCCCAGUUGCACAAAAAGGGUGAAGAGGUCCCCUCGAUUGCUUAGAGCCAUGCCGGAAAUGGUGAUUUUUCCUCUUCUUUUUUUUCACUUUUUAAUUUUUUUUCAGAGCAAUAUGUGCUCAACCGGACACGAGAUAAAUGGGGCCCUUCUUAAGCACAAGAAAUGAAGAAAAUUUUGUCGAUUGCGUAGAGUUAUAGAUAAAGGUACGGUUUUAGACUCCAAAAUACACUUGUUUUUUUAAAUCACCACACAGCUUUUCUGGGCUCCCCACAGAUGCAAUGGUCACCCACCCCUACAAAAAGCUCACGGCCCUAAUUUUAAAUUUUAAAUUAAUUAAUCACAAAAUCUCUACCAAUUCAACUAAUAAAUCCUUUUGUCUAAUGUUUAGGUUUGAUGCAAGUGAAUACUUAUGAUUAGUCCAAUAAAUUCGAGUAGUAUUUGUCAUUGCCUCUCAUUCCCUACAAAUCAAACAGUAGGGUCUGUAUCAGCAUACUAACUCUGUAUAAUUAUUGCAAAUGAAGUGUGGAAAUCCCUAAUCCAUGAUUAUAUUCUACAUCUCCAUGAAUGGGGCCUUGGCAUGAUGAAUUAAAAGAAAGGGGCAAGUCUUUUCUAACCCCAAUAAACAGAUCUGCUAAACAAAGGCUUUACCCUCUGCGAACAUCCCUUUCCUCUACGGUUCAUGAACCUCCGUUUCGGAAAAGUGCAGAGAUCUUUCCCAGCUUGAUCGCUGAAAUAAAUGCUUCAUUCUUCAAAUAUGAGGGUUUCCUCUCCUCCAUCACUACAUAAUUACCACUAGCUAGGGCUCCCAACACCUCCACAAUUCAUCACCAUGUUGGGAAGAAACACUUACCUCCUCCCGCCGCCUUCCUCCCGCCCCUCCGCCGACCUCGACUCCGGCGUCGAAAUCCUCCUCCACCACCACCACCACCACCACCAUCAAUAUCUCCACCCGGAAGCAGCCGCCUUCUCCGGACUCUACUUAGCCGCUCCCGAGGCCUACAACGGAGAGGGCUCGGGCGCUGCACCGGUGAGGAAGCAGGCGGCGAAGAAGGACCGGCACAGCAAGAUACACACGGCGCAGGGGCCGAGGGACAGGAGAGUCCGCCUCUCCAUCGGCAUUGCGAGGAAGUUCUUCGAUCUCCAGGAGAUGCUGGGCUUCGACAAGCCCAGCAAAACCCUUGAUUGGCUGCUCACCAAGUCCAAAGCAGCCAUCAAAGAGCUGGUGCAGACAAGCAACAGCAACAAGAGCGACUACUCCUCGCCCUCUGCAUGUGAGAUGGUGGCUUCCUCUGAUCAACAACACGGAGGAGGAGGGGAUUCCAGCAGGAGGGAGGCGAGGGCCAAGGCGAGGGCGAGGGCGAGGGAGAGGACGCUGGAGAAGAUGUGCAUCAAGCAGCUCGGUUCUGAUCUCAACCCUCCAUCGUUUGAAUGCAAUCAGCUUGGGUUUUUGCAGCUCUCCGGCAGGGCCACUGCUGGUUUUCGAGACCCGGUUUAUCACUUCGGUGAAGGGGCGAGGCAUGACCUAAUUCAAGAACCGCCUGUGAUCAAACGCAAGAACAAGAACCCUUCUUCCAUUUUGGGGUUUCAGCAAAAUAUUGGUUUGAAUUCAAACUAUAGCAUGAUCCCGUCAUCUUCCAAUGAGAAUUGGGAUAUUUUUGGGCUCUCCUCGCAAUCCAACUCUUUUGAUCAGCACAAGUUCUUCAAUAGCUCAAACAUAUAGUAAGAAGAAGAAGAGGAAGAAGCUCUUUGGGAAUCCACAGGACUACUAAUGUUGCUCAUAUUGUGUUUAAACAAGUAAUGUAAGUUUUUGGUUUUGAGCAAUUUUCCAAUAUCUGAAACCUCAAUUGAUGUAAUAGCUUUUGUCUCUGAACUUAAUUCCCAAGUAUAUAAGCUAUUUAUCAAUUGAUUGUCGAAUUAAUGUCUAGCUUUGAAUGCAAAUUUACUUUG